AUGUUUUCACAACAAGUGACAGCUGUUGUUGACGCGUUUGCGUUGGCGCUCGGGCGAUGCUUGUGGAGGAGGAGAAGAGUUUAUUCCGCACAAAAAUAUUUAGUUCUUGGGACGAUUCCUUUACUAGUACUCCUACUUCUGCGCCUACUAGUAGCUACAUUUCUGGACGAAAAUCAGAAUACGCUUGUGCUGCAACCGCAGGCGAUAACUCUCUCCGUCGAAGCCUCUUGUUCGAUGAGACAGAACCAUGCUCAAAGAAGCGGGAUCGGGCAAGACAAGGCCACAACACCGCCUCACCCUAUCGUCGGGAGAUCGCACACGCUUUGCUCGUCCUUGUCUUUGUUGUCUCCGGCUUCUGGAGUACGUAGACUGAUUCUUGCCAUUCGCAGUUUAUUUUGGGUUCAACAAUUGACACAGACACGACAGACUCAGACAGUAACAGCUACAACAUGUUGCUCAUCUUCAUGGAGAUAGGAGAAACGGCGAUCGCAUUGUUUGGCCUGCUUUUACUUCUCCUUUAUUGAGCAUGCCUUUCCGCCAUGCUGCUAUUGCCCAUGCCUUUUUUUUCGCACGAUCCAAGCCCCUUGGGAGCAGCACCGCGCCUACGAGACGACGGUCUGCCUGAACAACUCCCGAAAGCGACAAUUUUGUCCACUUCGUGCGACGAAGUCAUUACCAUUAUGGAAGUCUCUCUCUGACUACUGUCCCAAUCCAAUUAAUUAUAAAGGAAGCAGGUUAAUACUGUUACUAAUAAAUAGUCCUAUAUUAUUUUCCUUCUCAGUCUCAGUGUCACACGACAUGUAUUAAUCCCUGCUCCUUUGCAUUUGGAGGUUGAAUUUCUUAACCGUUAGCAGGUGUGCUAGAACUGGAGGUAGAAGCAGAAGAAGAAGAUUAGUAGGAAUCAUAACCAAACUGGACGUAUCGGUAUCCGUCGGCCCAUGUACUUUCCGGAGUUCGCAACCUAUCCCUUGUUCGUCAUUCUCUGCUAUCGGCGCAUAUACCUCUAUUUUCCGCAGUGUUUCCUAGCGUCGAUUGAUUAUUGUCAACGUUGCAAACCCUUGCCUCCAUGGGUUUUCUGGGCUGCUACACGUGCAUACGCGUCGGAUGUUUCGCACUUUACGCGUUUCGUGAUCAAGGAGAUGUGAACCUUCUUGGGAAUGCAAACGAGGGAGCGUCUGAAGUUGAUGAACAAGAAGAAAAUGGCAGUAAAAAUGUAGAAAGAGAAGACAAACUCGACUAAUAUCAUCGUAAAAAUGUUCUUAAUCUUCACGCCCCACCACUGCAAUCGAGCCAACCGCAAGCUCCUGCAACCAAGCUAUCUAUUUGUAAGUGUUCGAAAGGGACUAAGACAGCGGUUAUC
Amoebophrya sp. A25 is the source of this 1360-nucleotide messenger RNA. Lineage: Eukaryota; Dinophyceae; Syndiniales; Amoebophryaceae. The record is from the annotation of a GenBank genome assembly.